AUGCGUCUUUCUCUGGCUAUCUACGCUGCUUUUGCCUCGGUGGCAAUGUCCUAUCCUCUGGCCAAGCGACAAUCUGGUCUUCCUGCUUGUGCAUUUUGGGGAGGAGACAUUACUGUUCCUGAUCGCCCAGUCACUUCGUUUAUCGCUCCUUACCAACAGUCCCCAGUCUUAAGCAUUGCAAAGAAUACUCUUGGAGCUGCUCGCCUUCCAGUCCCACCUAAUAUUGCUGGAACCUACUCUGGUGGAUCCGUCAACAUCACACUAGGCCGUGAAACUGGCGCAGCCGCUUAUCGUAUCUGGAGAGAUGCCAAUGCUGUUGCUUGGGUGAGCGACUGGGGCCAGCCUUCUCUUUCAGCUGUCGAUAGUGCCCCUUGUGAUGGAGGGUUUUACACCAUUGUUGCCAUGCAAGAUAGCAACAGUAAUGAUACUUCGAUGGGCGUCAUGUCUUUACCCUAUCAAAUUCAGAGCAACGGUCAGCUAGGAACUUAUAGCGCUCCUGUCGGAAAGACUUUCCAAGUUAGAGUCACAUCUUACAACAACCUUGGUCCCACCGCAACCGGAUACAACGCUCAACUCGGUGGAUGCGCUGUGGAUCCCCGUGUUAUCCCUUGGGGAACCUAUUUCUACGUUCCAGAUUACGGAUACUGUCUUGCUACUGAUAUUGGAACAUGGAUUCAGGAUAAUGCUGUUGAUAUCUGGCUUCCUGAUGAACAAGCUGGAAACUGGGGUGUACAGUAUCGCAACAUCACGAUCGUGGGUGAUCUUGCCAAUCCUCCCUCAGGAUCUACACCUACUUCUACUACCACCACCAGCACAUCAAAGUCUUCCAGCAGCAGUACCCAAACUACUACAACCACCACCACUUCUUCCAAGACCACCACCACCAGUUCUUCCAAGACAACAACCAAGGCGUCUACCACAUCAGCCACAAAGACAACCACAAAGGCAUCUUCUACCACCACCACAACAUCGCAGUCGCCAACCUCUACAUCUACCGCCUGCACUUCGGCUAACAACGGUCAAAGCUUGUGUACAGCUAGCGGAUCCAGCGGUUACAAGGAGUGCGUCAACAACACUUGGGUCAGCUUCCAAUGCGGCACUGGAACGAUACUUAGUUAG
Molecule: messenger RNA, 1119 nt
Organism: Umbelopsis ramanniana AG
Lineage: Eukaryota; Fungi; Mucoromycota; Umbelopsidomycetes; Umbelopsidales; Umbelopsidaceae
Exons: 3
Coding region: 1-1119 (372 amino acids)
Biological process (GO): peptidoglycan turnover
Cellular component (GO): outer membrane
Molecular function (GO): hydrolase activity, hydrolyzing O-glycosyl compounds
Source: RefSeq, a predicted model, not a curated record